Messenger RNA from Schistocerca nitens (vagrant locust), 1146 nucleotides. Its product is annotated as putative gustatory receptor 28a. The transcript has a single exon. The record is from RefSeq and is a predicted model, not a curated record. Lineage: Eukaryota; Metazoa; Arthropoda; Insecta; Orthoptera; Acrididae. The coding region runs from base 1 to 1146 and encodes 381 amino acids. Gene Ontology annotation, cellular component: dendrite; membrane; axon. Gene Ontology annotation, biological process: sensory perception of taste.
AUGCCCUCCGCAUAUAGGGGUGUUUUUGACAUAGCGAAGUAUGGUGAUGCAGUCAACUUAGGUUUUGGUACUGCAGCUGCAGUAGUUUCAAUCGCUCUUUGUACUACACUGAAACAGUGUAUAGUAGACUCUGUACAGGAAAAACUGGCAGCAGUAAGCGAUUUUUUGCAUCAAAAGAAUAAGAAAGAAUGGGAAUUCUUCAAAAUAUUUCUCUCAGUCGAACUGAUAAUUCUAGUUGUGUUUUGGUCUGCUUUCUAUGGCUUUAUACUGUUCUUACUUGCUGAUCAGACAGGCUUAGGAUUCUUACUACUGACAUUCAUCAUGCAUAUUAUCCGAACGCUGGUUGUCCUACAGUUCUGCAAUUUUAAUAUAGUUUUAGCAAGGAGAUUUAGAGCACUAAAUGAAUGGUUGAUCACUUCAUUCAGCACAGAUAACGAGAGAAGUCUGGAUGCAGGAAUUCUGCAAACACUUAAAUAUUUCCAAAUUGACAACAGCAACAACUCAUUACCUUUUUUUGGUGGUAGUAACUUUGUUACACACCGUCAUGUUAAGGAGGAGACGCUGAAGGGAUUGGGAAAAAUUGAUUAUGUCGGAAUUGUCAUGCGUCUUACGAGCGUCAGAUUGGCGCAUAUGACGUUAUGUGAUAUUUGUAAUACCAUGAGCAACUCUUACGGCGUCCAGAAUCUUCUCGAGGUUGUGAGCUGCUUUGUGGGCACAAUCAUACAUCUAUACUUGGCGUUCGUCAGUGUACUGAACAUCAGAGACGUCUGGCCUGGACAGCAGAAAUGGCUGGUGGUUGCCAUGUACAGCACGUGGAGCCUGUACCAGGGUGUCCGCAUAGGCCUGGUAGCGUGGUCUGUCAGCGCCGUGGUGGGGGAGGCAGCACGCACAAGGCGAUUGGCCCUGAAGCUGCAGCUGCUGACCCGGGACAGAGGCGGCCGAGCGCAGCUGCAGGUGUUGGCCACGCAGGUGUACCGCAUCUGUCCCGUCUACACCGCCGCCGGGUUCUUCACGCUGGACCUGGCGCUGCUCUACACGUUUUGUGGUGGCGUCGCCGCUUACCUCGUCAUCCUGGUGCAGUUCAGCGUGUCUGGUGCCUACCAGCAAGUCAUUCCUACUAACAUGACAACUUCUGUUGAUUGUUAA